UCACCGACACAAGCUAUUACAACACUGAAGAAAGCAAAGAAAUUGGCAGCAGCUAAUACUCCUGAAAUAAAGAAGAAAACGGUCAAGGCGCAGACCCUGAAAGUGGCGGCAUUGGAAACUCCAAGCUCACAGACUUCAAAGAAGAAAAAAGGCAAAAGCAAGAAGCCACAGACCCCUAGUAUAGAGGGAAUUCAUGUAGAUACACUCCAGACCACCCCCAAAACACCAAAGAGAGAGAAAACAUUUACACUACAGUCUCCAAAAGAAGAGAGUAAUCAAACAGAGCCACAGAAAAAAAAGCUUAAAUCCUCUAAGUCAGAGGCUGAAAAGCCAAAGAUAACUAAUCAGGAUAACUCUACUGAAAAAAUACAGACAGUCGUUACAGAAUAUUCAGGUGGGGCUUCCAGAGGAAGAGGAGCAACACGGGGAGGUUUCCGGGGAGGUAGAGGCAGCAGCAGCUUUCGUGGUACAAUGAAUGGCUUCAGGGGAAGAGGUGGUUUCAGAGGAAACAGGGGCAGCUUCAGAGGUGGCUUUAGGGGAGGAAGAGGAGGCAGAGGUGGACGAGGAAGAGGCGGUUCAGUUGCUGAAAAAGAUCCCUGCACUGUAUACAUGAGCUUCACAAAUCCUAUUGAUGCAACAGCUGCUUCUGAGUUACUGGAACUUGCAAAAUCUGCCUCACACAUGAAGUUUGGAAGAAACUGCUUUCUCACAUUUGGAACGGCAGAAGAAGCCAGUGAGCUGUUGAAAAAGGCAUCGGACAUGGAAUUUGGUGGCUUGAAGCCUUAUGUAGAUAAUGCAUACAAAGCACAUGGUCCGAAAGAAGCUGAAAAAAGAAGUUCAGAUAAUGACACUACAUUAUCGCCUGCCAAAAAGAUAAAAGUUGAUGCCAAGGCCAAGGCUGAAGCAGAUAAAGAAGAUGAAGAGAUGGAGGACGAUACUAACGAAGAGGAUGGAGAUGCAGGCGAACGUGAAGAGGAAGAUGGCACUGAUGGUGAUGAUGCUGAGGAAGUUGUGGGUGGUGAAGAUGACGACGACGAUGAUGAGGGUGAAGACGACGAAGGCGAUGAAUAAAUUUUAAACACUCAAAAUUUUCAUAAGCUGCUUUGGAAUAGUUAUUCGGUUCCCUGUGGAAAAUUUAGUAGUUAGGGUAUUCUUGUAUCUGUAUUUCCCUUGUUAUAGUGUGGAUGAAAGAAAUUGAGAGUGAAGUGCGAAUUGUAUUCCAAAGAAUUUAAUAAAACCUAGCUUCUUA
Molecule: messenger RNA, 1249 nt
Organism: Cherax quadricarinatus
Lineage: Eukaryota; Metazoa; Arthropoda; Malacostraca; Decapoda; Parastacidae
Source: RefSeq, a predicted model, not a curated record